AUGCGACCACAAACAGCUGCUCUUUAUACCGUGGGUGCUCUUACUGCAGUCGGUCUCGGCUAUGUCGUCUACUUUGAUUACAAGCGUCGCAGCGAUCCCAACUUUCGCAAAAACUUGAAACGUCAACGCAAGCAAGCUGCCAAGGUUGCAAAGGCUCAAGAAGAAGACGACAAGAAUGCAAAGAUCAAGCUCAUUGAAAAGGUCAUUGUUGCUGCUGCUCAAGAAACCUAUCCAACCACACCCGAGGAAAGAGAAAAGUAUUUCAUGGAACAAGUUGCAGCUGGUGAGGCUUUGUGCGGUCAAGGUCCUGAGCAAUAUGAAAAUGCCAUCUUGCCAUUCUACAAGGCCCUCAAGGUUUACCCCGCACCUAUGGAGCUUGUCAUGAUCUAUCAAAAGACUGUCCCCGAACCUGUAUUCACUACCAUUGUUAACAUUUUGGCUAUCGAGCAACAAGCCAUGGAAGCAAAUGGUGCCGCCGCCGCUUCUUCUGGAACUGCUGAGGAGGCAGCAGCAGCAGCAGCCACUGGUGCUGAACCCGAGAUCCCUAUCGACAACUAA
Messenger RNA from Lichtheimia ornata, 558 nucleotides. RefSeq lists its product as uncharacterized. Gene Ontology annotation, molecular function: transmembrane protein transporter activity. The record is from RefSeq and is a predicted model, not a curated record. The coding region runs from base 1 to 558 and encodes 185 amino acids. Gene Ontology annotation, cellular component: mitochondrial outer membrane; mitochondrial outer membrane translocase complex. Gene Ontology annotation, biological process: tRNA import into mitochondrion; protein targeting; protein import into mitochondrial matrix. Lineage: Eukaryota; Fungi; Mucoromycota; Mucoromycetes; Mucorales; Lichtheimiaceae. The transcript has 4 exons.